Molecule: messenger RNA, 1729 nt
Organism: Cyprinus carpio (common carp)
Lineage: Eukaryota; Metazoa; Chordata; Actinopteri; Cypriniformes; Cyprinidae
Product: chymotrypsin-like protease CTRL-1
Biological process (GO): proteolysis
Molecular function (GO): serine-type endopeptidase activity
Source: RefSeq, a predicted model, not a curated record
CAGGCGAUUUAAAGAGAGAGAAGUCUUUCACUUCAGCCAUGGAGUUGUCAGUGAUCCUGCUCAGCUUUAUAGCCAUUUUGUUCAGUAUGGAGGUGGCUGCAGACUGUGGAGUAGCUCCUCUAAAUACGCGUGUAGUGGGCGGCACUGAUGCUUCUGCGGGUAACUGGCCCUGGCAGGUCAGUGUCCAUUACAACAGCAGACACAUCUGUGGAGGAACCCUGAUCCACAGCCAGUGGGUGAUGACGGCCGCUCACUGCAUCAUCUCCAGUACUAACCUCAACAGCUGGACUCUGUACCUUGGAAGACAAACCCAGACCUCGUCUGCUGCAAACCCAAAUGAAGUAAGGGUUGGUAUUCAGUCCAUCACCGUCCAUCCAAAGUACAACAACACACUGUUCAAUAAUGACAUAUCCCUGAUGAAACUGAGCCAGCCUGUAACCUUCACUCCAUACAUUCGUCCGGUCUGCCUGGCAUCCAGAGGGAGCAUCUUUCACAACGCCACAUUCUGCUGGGCUACAGGCUGGGGGAACAUCGGCAAAAACCAACCGCUGCCGGCUCCGCAGGCUCUUCAGGAGGUGGAGGUCCCAGUUGUGGGCAGCUCACAGUGCAGCUGCCAGUAUAAACCAUUAGGUGAUGCUAUAAUCACAGCACAGAUGAUCUGUGCAGGGAGAACAGACAAAGGAAUCUGUCAGGGAGAUUCUGGAGGUCCGUUACAGUGCAAACAGGGUUCUGUGUGGGUCCAGGCUGGAAUCACCAGCUUUGGGACGAGUCUGGGCUGCGCCAAAGCAGGUUUUCCAGAGGUGUAUUCACGUGUCUCUGAGUUCCACACGUGGGUAACGGAGAAUGUGGAAGGAGCCGCCAUUGGCUUCGUGACCUUUUUGUCCAAUGGCACAGACAGCAGCUUCACAUGCUCUGCCUCACUUCAGCUUUCACACUACUCUAAUUUUAUCAUUCUCUUCAUGACACUCAUCUCACACUUACAGUCACUUUAAACUGACUCACGCACAUGUGCAAUGGGGUACGGGUAACAGGAACAUGUGACAGAGAAAAUGCAGAGUGAAAUUAUAAAAGACUUGUAAAAAGGACAAAAUGCUAAAAAAAUAGCAUCUGAAAAAUUAAAGCUCAUGAGUGAAUCACCAAAAAGUCCCUGCUACUGGAAACAUAACUACAACAUUAUGUGGGGAGAAAUUAUUUUUAUUGUGAUCAACAUGCACAUUUCAAAAGUGUCACGGUAAUAUAGCGGAUGUUACUGGUGUCCAGUUUUUGCACUUAUGAAGUGGGAAGUUCUGAUGGUUCAAGUUACGUUGUAAAUAUCGUGAAAGUUGAACACAAAUGAACGCCACCACAAUGUCAUAAUUGUGAGUGAGAAGCUCUGAACUUUCUUUAAGCCCAGAGUUUCUGACCUGUCAGUGAGAAAAAUGUAAAGGUACAGAAUAGAUGCAGCAUCUGUAAUGACAGUGAAUUUCUUGAAAUUAAUGAUUUUUUUUUUUUUUCAUUUAUAAUAAAACCAGCAAAGUUGCAUGUACAAAAAUAUGACAUUAAUGUACAAUUACGAUAAUUAUGAUCAAAUAUGUAAUGAUUACAUUUACAUCACCUAAAAAUGGAAAAACAAAAUCACGUCUGAUGCACAUUCUUUAUUCAUCAUUUUGUAGAAGCAGAGUGCGACAUGAGAAGUCAUAAUUACAACUUCCCAACUUGUAAAUCUCCACCUAAAAAAUGUAGAACUGAA